Messenger RNA from Mustela lutreola (European mink), 3254 nucleotides. Its product is annotated as solute carrier family 26 member 10-like. NCBI's taxonomy places the organism in Eukaryota, Metazoa, Chordata, Mammalia, Carnivora, Mustelidae. Gene Ontology annotation, biological process: transmembrane transport. Gene Ontology annotation, molecular function: sulfate transmembrane transporter activity; bicarbonate transmembrane transporter activity; oxalate transmembrane transporter activity. The record is from RefSeq and is a predicted model, not a curated record. The transcript has 18 exons. Gene Ontology annotation, cellular component: membrane. The coding region runs from base 22 to 2103 and encodes 693 amino acids.
UUGGAGGUGGCCAAGGGCAAAAUGAGUGGGCUACCGGACGCCAGGACCUGCCCAGGCCUGGGAGAGGCCUCCGACCUUAAGUUCCCUCUGGGCGCCAAGUUCAGGGAACCUCUCACCGAAGCUCGAUUCCAGCAACUCUUCGGGGACGCAGAGCAGGAGUCGGACCUACUCUCGGAGCCCCGCUGGUCCCGGCUGUGCAGACAGUGGAGGCGGCUGCCUGGCGCUUGCUCCGGACCGGGGGCGUGGCGCCUGCUGCUGGCGCGGCUGCCUCCUCUGCGCUGGCUGCCCCACUACCGCUGGCGGGCCUGGCUGCUCGGGGAUGCCGUGGCCGGAGUGACCGUGGGCAUCGUGCACGUGCCCCAGGGCAUGGCUUUUGCCCUCCUGACCUCUGUGCCUCCAGUGUUCGGACUCUACACUUCUUUCUUCCCCGUCCUCAUUUACACCUUGUUGGGUACUGGGAGACAUCUGUCCACUGGAACUUUCGCGGUACUCAGCCUAAUGACGGGCUCGGCCGUGGAGCGGCUGGUGCCGGAACCCCUCGGGGGUAACCUGAGUGAAAUCGAGAGGGAACAGUUGGACGUUCAGCGGGUUGGGGCGGCUGCAGCCUUAGCCUUCGGGAGCGGGGCGCUGAUGCUGGGCAUGUUCGCGCUGCAGCUCGGCGUCCUGUCCACCUUUUUGUCGGAGCCUGUGGUCAAAGCGCUGACCAGCGGGGCCGCGCUGCACGUGCUCGUGUCCCAAUUGCCCAGCCUUUUAGGGUUGCCCCUCCCGCGCCAGAUUGGCUGCUUCGCUCUCUUCAAGACGUUGGCCGCUGUGCUGACCGCGCUGCCCCGGAGCAGUCCGGCAGAACUGACCAUCUCGGCACUCAGCCUGGCGCUGCUCGUGCCCGUCAAAGAAUUGAACGUGAGAUUCCGGGACAAACUACCCACCCCGAUCCCAGGCGAAAUCGUCAUGGUGCUUCUGGCCUCUGUGCUCUGCUUCACCUCUUCCCUGGACACAAGAUACAACGUCCAGAUAGUGGGGCUGUUGCCUGGAGGAUUCCCCCAACCUCGCCUCCCUAACCUGGCUGAGCUGCCCAGGAUUCUGGUUGACUCGCUGCCCAUCGCGCUGGUUGCCUUUGCUGUGUCCGCCUCCCUGGCCUCCAUCUAUGCAGACAAGUAUAGCUACACUAUUGACUCCAACCAGGAGCUCUUGGCCCAUGGUGUCUCCAACCUCAUCUCCUCCCUCUUCUCCUGCUUUCCCAACUCCGCCACAUUGGCCACCACCAGCUUACUAGUGGAUGCUGGUGGGAACACACAGCUGGCAGGCCUCUUCUCCUGCAUAGUUGUCCUCUCAGUGCUGCUGUGGCUGGGGCCCUUCUUCUAUUAUCUGCCCAAGGCUGUCCUGGCCUGCAUAAACAUCUCCAGCAUGCGCCAGAUGUUCUUCCAGAUGCAGGAACUGCCACAGCUAUGGCGCAUCAGCCGCAUGGACUUUGCUGUAUGGAUGGUCACAUGGGUGGCCGUAGUGAUCCUGAGUGUGGACCUAGGCCUGGCCAUAGGUGUGGUCUUCUCCAUGAUGACUGUGAUCUGCCGUACCCAGAGGGUGCAGUGCCUGGCACUUGGACUUGCUGAGGGGACGGAGCUCUACAGGCCACUCAGAGAGAGCCACAAGCUCCACAAGGUCCCGGGGCUCUGCAUCCUGAGCUACCCAGCACCCCUCUACUUUGGGACCCGUGGGCAGUUUCGCCGCACCCUGGAGCAGCACCUGGGGCUUGGAGAAGGAGGAAAGGAGGCUCCAAAGACGGAUGGCCCACCCGAUGCAGUUGCCGAGCCCGUCAGGGUGGUGGUCUUAGACUGCAGUGGUCUCACCUUUGCAGAUGUUGCUGGAGCCAGAGAAGUGGUACAGCUGGCCAGCCGAUGUCGCGAUGCUGGGAUCCACCUUCUCCUGGCUCAGUGUAAUGGUGAGAGCCUCAGUACUGGGGACACUGACCCAGGCAGGACUCCUGAACAGAGUGACCCCAGAACAGCUGUUCGUCAGUGUCCAGGAUGCAGCUGCUCAUGCCCUGGAGAGACUGGUGAGGGGGCAGGAGCAACAGGAGGGAAACCCAGGAGGUGCUGGGCUAUAUAGCAGAUCACAUGAGACUACGGGUCCGAAGACUUGCACAGUGUGGGUCUGACACAGUCAUCGGGAGCGUGGAGGGCCCCAACAAUAUGUGUGUGAGGAGUCCUUACUUCUUAUAAUUAAUAAAACAAGGCUGAGCACCUCUGGGGGUCAUGAAGUGAACCUCUGGGUGUCCGCACACUGAUCCCUGGUGCCCCUUUCUCCAUGCUCACAGCAUUGCAGACACAACUAAAAAUGACUUUCACUUGUGUGUUCACCAGCGCCCCCCCCACUCCAGAAGUCUCCAGUUCUCUCCAUGGGGGGUGGGGCUGGAGCCUGUGCACAGAGUCCUGGAUCCAGAGAUGGGGGAGGGGGUACAGCCCUGGGAAUACACGCAGGGACUUCCCCACCCCCUCAGUCCCAAGGAGAUGAGAGGAGAGUAUUUCCACUUUAGGUUCUUAGAGUCUCCAUGGGCUCUUUGGCACUUGGAAAGUGACCCCCCCCACUUCCUGUCCCAUGACAAAGGGGGUGGCGGGAGGACUUGGCACUGGCUGUGAGACAGUUAUGGCUCCAUCACAUCCCUGGGCACUCGCAGAAAGGAGGAGUGCCACCAGGACAAGCCCCUGCUUGGGAUCAGUUUCUGAAGGGGAUCAGGGAGAGUCAGUGGAGCGGUCACUGGGUGCUGGGGUUUGCUAGAAAUUCCUGGCAGGGACAAGGAGGCAGGCCCAGCUUGACAGUUUGAAGGCCCCUAGUGGCCCUCAUUCAGAGGUCAUGCACUGCAGCCGGUGUUUGAAGAAGAGUAGGCGGUGUUUGGCCACCUGACUUUCAUCCAGUGAUCCUGGGUAGCGGUAGCGGGCAUAAGUCUCUGUCCCCACAUCCCUUGAUGUCCAUGGCAGCUUCAACUUGGAUGCGUGAUCCACAACGACGUCUGAGCAGGAGCCCACUCGAAGGGAACCAAGCCCAUCCAGGAAGAAUUCUGGGGGGGGGGGGCGUGGAGGGAAGGGGAGCAAACAUUGAAGGGUCUGAAGGGUGUAGAAGGCCAACCCUUAAGGGAGAACUAAAAUUUGGGGUAUGGAGGGUGCAUAGGCAAGGACCCCGUUUCUGAGGGCAUUGGGCUAGUAAUUAAUUUUCCAGGGUCUCAGUUUCACUCUUCUGUAAAAUAAAGUCAACAUACUUAC